Porites evermanni is the source of this 864-nucleotide messenger RNA. NCBI's taxonomy places the organism in Eukaryota, Metazoa, Cnidaria, Anthozoa, Scleractinia, Poritidae. The record is from the annotation of a GenBank genome assembly.
AUGUCGCACGUUUAUUCAGGUCGACAUAACCAGGAAAAGAUAUCUUAUCAGAGACCGCUACCUCAGUUUGACUUCAACAGUCGAGUGAAAUUACCCCCAAUUAUCAAGAACGAAUUGCUAACCGGCGGCGAAAGAAGACGAAAAACUUCAACACGUCAAUCUUUGUCGAAAACCAAUUCCCCGAACGCGAGUUUUCCGCUGAUCAUUGAAACUCAGCCGCACAGGAAUCGGAAUCAGAAUGGAUAUUCAUCGCAGCAAAGGAGAGCUCCUGUACUUAAAGCAAGAAUUAACCAUGUGGAAAAGAGUCCCAUUCACUUCCCAAACUCUUAUACUGUCCUGCCUCCCAUUGGGCAAACUCGACAAUCGCCGUAUUCCACGUUCAAUUCAACGUUGCCGACAUCUUCAGGAAAUAGCAAGAAAGGUCCUAAAAUCGUCUCAAAGGAAGUUCCCUCACAGAGUAAACGCUCAGACGAUGGUGCGCGAACUGUUAGAAAUGACGACAAGCGACAUAAUGAAAUUAUUAAGAGCAUACCGAACACACAGAUUAAGCCUGUUUCAAAGUCGCAUGAACACUCAUUUUCUCAGCCUGAAAAUCUACACCAGUACCUGAAAAGCGUUAAAAGCGGUGGUGAACCCGUUCCUGGCAUUUCUGAUGAAGACAUUCAAGUGUCUGAAUGCAACCCAAAUCAUGAGCUGGAAAGAUUAGAACUAAGCAAGGAAGUCGAAGAGUUUCUUGAUAGCAAGAGCAGCCAAAGACGAGGUGCAAAAUGUAUUGAAAUAGACCCAUCGCUCAAGACGGCAGUAGACGUGAUUCGGGAUAAUCUACUUCGACAGACUAUGGAAGAACUGUGCAUGAUGUGGUAG